This is a messenger RNA of Fragaria vesca subsp. vesca, 1527 nucleotides long. RefSeq names its product probable polygalacturonase-like. The record is from RefSeq and is a predicted model, not a curated record. Gene Ontology annotation, molecular function: polygalacturonase activity. Lineage: Eukaryota; Viridiplantae; Streptophyta; Magnoliopsida; Rosales; Rosaceae. The transcript has a single exon. Bases 1 to 1527 code for a protein of 508 amino acids. Gene Ontology annotation, biological process: carbohydrate metabolic process.
AUGAAAUCUCUACUAUUAGGACAUCUUGUGCUCUGCUUCCUACUAAUUGGAGGGUGCGAGGGCAGAAAAGUACCCAACCUCUCCCAGGACAAAUCCGAUUCCGAAUCCUCCUUCGAGUACAAUGCCAUCAGCUGCAGAGCUCACAGCUUUUCGCUCACCGAUUUCGGCGCAGUUGGAGACGGCAAGACAUCAAACACAAAGGCCUUUCAAGCUGCAAUCAACCACCUGAGCCAGUUCUCAGCCCAAGGCGGCGCUCAGCUUUACGUUCCGGCCGGGAAGUACUUAACCGGCAGCUUCAACCUCACCAGCCACUUCACCCUUUACCUCCAUAAAGAAGCUGUCCUCCUCGCUUCUCAAGACCCCCAAGAAUGGCCAGUCCUCAAACCACUCCCUUCUUACGGCAGAGGAAGGGACGCACCAGAAGGACGCUAUGCCAGCCUCUUAUUCGGAACCAACCUCACCGACGUCGUCAUCACCGGAGACAACGGCACCAUCGACGGCCAAGGUGAGUUCUGGUGGAACAAGUUCCAUAGUAAAAAGUUACAGUACACACGCCCCUACCUCAUUGAGGUCAUGUUCUCCUCCAACGUGCAAAUAUCGAAUCUCACUCUUAUAAACUCUCCAUCAUGGAAUGUACAUCCCAUUUACAGCAGCGAUAUACUAGUGCAAGGAUUGACCAUCUUAGCUCCGGUGAGCUCUCCCAACACAGAUGGAGUUAACCCGGAUUCAUGCACAAAUGUUAAGAUAGAGGACUGCUACAUUGUCUCAGGCGACGACUGUGUGGCGGUGAAGAGCGGCUGGGACCAGUACGGCGUGUCGUUUGGUAUGCCAACCAAGCAACUAGUGAUCAGAAGACUUACUUGUGUUUCUCCUUACAGUGCCGCCAUUGCAUUAGGGAGUGAGAUGUCCGGAGGUAUUGAAGAUGUGAGGGCAGAAGACAUCGUGGCCGUUGAGACCGAAUCCGGGGUGAGGAUCAAGACAGCUGUAGGGCGAGGAGGGUAUGUGAGAGAUGUGUACGUGAGGAGAAUGGAAAUGCACACUAUGAAGUGGGCGUUUAAAAUGAGUGGGGAUUAUGGGUCACAUGCUGAUGAGGGUUAUGACAAGAAUGCGUUUCCUGAGAUCAAAGGGAUUUAUUAUAGGGAUGUGGUGGCUGAUAAUGUGACGAUGGCUGCGAGGCUGGAGGGCAUUGAAGGGCAUCCGUUUACGGGGAUUUGCAUGUCGAAUGUGACAGUUGUAUUGGCUGCUAAGGCGAAGAAGCAGCCGUGGAGCUGUUCUGAUGUUAAGGGGGUCGCUAGUGGCGUGACGCCGAUGCCGUGUGAUUUGCUACAGGGUGAUGUUGUUAAUGGGGGGUGUGAUUUUCCUGUGGAUGUGGUACCAAUUGACACGGUGGAGAUGAAAAGAUGUAGUUUUGAUGGUAGGAUGAAGUCGCCUAUUUCAUCUCCUAGUACUUCUAGAGUCCUGCAAGCCCGUCUGGUGAGGCCCCUGAGGACAAGGAUCCAGCUCCAAGUCCAUCAGAACCACCAUUAA